Molecule: messenger RNA, 4140 nt
Organism: Anastrepha obliqua
Lineage: Eukaryota; Metazoa; Arthropoda; Insecta; Diptera; Tephritidae
Exons: 5
Coding region: 7-4140 (1377 amino acids)
Molecular function (GO): protein binding
Source: RefSeq, a predicted model, not a curated record
UUAAUAAUGAAAUAUUUUGCUCAAAACAUUUUGUUUUUCUCAGUUUUUAUCUGCCAGUAUCGGUGUACCCUCGCAAGUGAAAAACUUUGCCCCAUCGGCAAUUGUAAUAACGCCGGACCGUGCACCAUUGAGGGUGGCCAUUUGAAAUGCUCCUGUCUUGGGAAUUACUUCAAAGGACCGCGCUGUCAAGAAUUUACUAACAAUUGCGAGCCAAAUCCAUGCAGGAAUGGAGGCACUUGCGAGCCUGCCCUAGGCCAGUUCCUUUGCAACUGUGUUGGCACUUGGGGUGGACAACGAUGUAAUCUUAAAGAUACGCCAGCUUUUACCAAAAUGCAUGUCCUUUUCAAUCCAGUUGGCAUUUUUGGCGAACGACAAAACUUUCUACUCACCGUGGAGACAUUGGGACCAAGAGAUUUCAAUUACGAGGCAUUCACAAAUAAUUGCAUGAUCGAUACCUUUGAGUCGCUUCCGCCACGGAACAGUGGUUUUCAGUACUCCAAAAAUUUAAGAUCUGUCGCUAAAUCACACGGCUUGGUUCAUGCUGAUCGCAUACCCUACAAGUCCGGCUACUAUCGUGAAUCUUACGAAAAUUUCUGGGAGGCGGGUACACUGAAUAUAAUAGUGCGAGUUGCAGACAUGGAGUCGAUAGAGCUUUAUGAGCAAACUUUCGAAUUGUACCUCAUACAGCCGCCACAUGUGCCAUGCAUACCCGAUAUUGGUUUCAUACAUGGCGCUAAUCCCCAAGAACCGCUCAUGGUGGACAUAGCGCGUUUCAAUGUCUUCAAUGCUGUCGUAAACAAGCAUUGCACGCCUAACUCACGCAUGGACAUGGAGUGGACUGUGCACAAUACCAUCGGAACCGUUUUACUAUUUGAAUUCGGUAAUAGCGGUCAAAAGCAACUGAAAGUCAAGCCAUAUCGAUUAUGGUUCAACUAUCAUGGCGCCGUGGCGCAAUCCUAUAUGAUACGACUGAAUGUGGAUGAGCACCAAGGCGAUACAGUAGUUCAUAGGAAAGUUAGAUGCUACAUUUUCGUUAUGUCCAAGCCGGUCUCAGCAUUAAUCUUGGGCGGAAGCACACGUGAAGUUGGCGUUCGUCAGUCGUUCUCAUUGGACGGUUCCAAAAGUCGUGAUUUCGCGCUAUCGCCGCUAGCGGAGCAAGCAAUGAAAUUCAAAUGGAGUUGUGCUUCAAGUGACGAUAGUACCAAUAGAUUCUGUCGUACAAAAAUGGGAACAGAUAGCAUCCUUAAUAUUCCUGCUGGCGCGCUUCGGCUAGGCAAGUCUUACACUUUUACCUUUCACGUAAACUCAUAUGUCAGCACAAUGGAGUCGGAUGUAACAAAGCAGAUUAUUCAAAUUACAAAUGAACCCAAGCAUUACGUUUUCAUUGAAUGUGUACGAAAUUGUUUAACUGCCACAUUUGCUGCCGGCCGCAAGGUACAUCUACGUGUGCGCUGUCCCACUUGUACAGCUCAACCAACCAUCUUAUGGACAGUAAGCAGCGGUGGCAGCUUCCCUCCUAAUGCAUAUCGAAUCGGUUUUAUGCCACCUGCCAGUGGCAAGGUCACAAUUGAAGUAUCUGUUACCAGCGGUUCGAUGAGCGGUAAAUCUGUUAUGGAGCUGGCACAUAAUGAACCACCCACGGGUGGGCGCUGCAGCAUUGAACCGACCAGUGGAGUUGAGUAUGAAACCGAGUUCCAUAUAGAAUGCAUGAACUUUGCCGAUCUAGAUGUACCAAUAACUUAUCAAUGCAUAGCUGGGACAUUCACUCUUGAUCGCACCGCCGAACGGUUAGUGAGCACAAGACUUCCGAUAACGAGCAAUAUUAAAAUUGUUAUAUGUGACUUUCUGUUCGCUUGCACAGAGACUCAGGUGUCGGUCAGCGUAUCCGCCAUGCAAGCACCACAAGAUGAAGCCGCUCUCAAGCAAUUCUUAACGAAACCAGACAGUAACAUAGCUAAACUCUUGAAAGAUGGACAUAUCGAACGUGUCAUGGUUCUCACGGACGUACUAACCCGUAGCACUCUCACAUUGGAUAUGGCAAAUACCAUUUAUUACCAGUUAAGGGGGCUCAAAUUAGAGACACUCUUACAGGUUGAACAAAUUACUAAAAUAACCCGGAACCUAUUAGCAACAUUUCAACCACUCGACAAUAAAAGAGUACGCAUUUUCACCAAAUUCCUACGCAAAAUUUCGAUUGGCUUCUACUACGUAAUCACAGACAGAGAGUAUCAGGAAUUACUACCUGAACCGUAUGAAAUACUCAACAAUGAAGUGGUCGAAAUGAUUGCAGAAUUUUCAGCAAAAUUGGAAGAUAUGCCGCCAGGAAUGCUCAUGCAACCGGCGAAUAUCGGCUCCGCGGAUCGUCUGAGCGAGAGCUACGCACCACUGCCGGAUUUUGAUGAGACAGUACUUUCGCGUAUCGAAAAUUGGUUAGAUGUUAUUUUCGAAUCUUUUCGAUGUCUUCAUUUUGUGGGCAUCUCGGGAGCGAUUAUGCAUGAACCCAGUGACGAUCAUUACGUAUUAGAUAAACCAGGCGUUCGAUUGGAUGUUUUCAGUAUCGAGGGCACAAAAAUGCUAGAUAUAGAAACUGAAAAUAGAAAAAUUGAAAUUAUAGUGGCGUCUGCCAUGCUAGCUGAACUUGAGCAUAUACUGCAAAGCGCGCAGUUACUCCUUCAAGUGGUGUCCUUUGAGAGCAACCCAUUUUGGUGGUAUCCCGAUACAGAACCACUCAGCACAGGAAUAGUAUCGUUCAGUGCAUAUAGCGCCACCGUUCCUUUGAGAGAAGCUACGUUUCUGGAAAAUCCAAUAGAGUUUAGCAUGCCAUUGUCCCCAAGUACACCAGCACACGAUCCACUUACUAGCUUAGUGGAGGGCUAUGUUAACGACUCGUUGGAUAUGCCUAUUUAUCGCAUCGCAAUGCCGGUAAAUACCGCAGCAAUUGUGAAAUUCGUUGAUCCCACCACUAGACUUUGUGUUAAAUUGAAUUUGUGUACGAAACCUCGCAGCUAUCAGGUGCGCGCCUCUAGCGAUAUUGUGCCGGAGAAGGACACAUUUCAUAUUGUCAACGAUAAGGGCGGCAAUGUCUGGGCAUAUCUAGCUGUGAUGGCGGCAGAUGAGAUUUCUACCAGGAAAACUUUCAAAUUUGAGACAACUAUGCUAAAAUGUCUCGCAUGGGACUUUAAACUGCGCGAUCCGGAAUGGACGACGGCUGGUUGCAUCCCCAAACUAAAUUUAACCGACACAGAGAAUUUGCGUUGCAAUUGUUAUCAUUUGUCCACGUUCGCGGGCAAAAAGCACACCACAGCAGCCACGGAAACUGAUACAGCACGUCGAGUGCUCACUCAUUUACCUGUCAAUGGUCACAUGGUCACCUUUUUCCUACUACUUCUUUUACUAUUUACUUUACUCUUCUGGUGGGCCUACUAUUCCUUAAAAAAUCACAAAGGCGAUCUGAUCACAUUACUCGAUCAGGAAGAUUAUAACAAAGAUUUCGGCAUUUAUGUGCACAUAAGCACCGGUGGCCAUUGGCAGGCCGCCACAUCUGCAAAUAUUAUACUAAUGUUCGCGGUGCCACAAGGCACCAGAAAGUUUUUUAUUUAUCAAAAUCCCGAGGACCCACAUCUCGUGCGCAACUCCACAUGUACGCUACGUUUACCGCUAAUCGGUGAUGAUCUCGCUCAGCCACUAUUGCUCAGCAUACGACGUGAUAAUUCCGGCCGCUACCCCAGCUGGUAUUGUCGAAAUAUUGUCAUUGAGGAUUACGCCAACGAAGUGAUUUGUUCAUUCGAGGUUGAGGACUGGAUAACUACAAAGCCACUAGUUUUGGAUGCAAUCAAUUUUCAGGAAGCACUCGUAGGACCAUGGAAGUAUGGGGAAAUGCCGUUGACUCGCUUCGAGCGUACUUGCAUCUGGACGGUGAAGUUAGCUGUAACCAUUUGCAUUAUUGCCUGUUACAUGGGUCCUACAACCUUGGAAACGUACGAGGAGGAACGUGACAAAUACAGAAAUAUUGCUUACGAUUGGAUGGAAAUAUUAUUUCUAUGCGUUUUCUCUUACGUCAUUGGUUUUUUUGUGGAAAUGGGACUGAAAUCAUUUAUAUACCAUGACGAAUUAAAAAGUGAGAACGAUAGUGAAAAAUGA